AUGUCCGUCAUGCGCCAUGGAGGAAGCGGCUUCCUCCAGCGCCGCCUUACGAAGCUAUAUACCGAUACGAAAACCUCAUGCGAAAGUGUGACGACCGCCUCCAAGGCUCUCGACGAUCCGGAGCUGGUGGCGCUACACCAGAGCUUCCAGAAACAGCGGGACCGAUUGCUAUCGUGGGGUCUAGAUUGGAGCGAUGCGAGCGCCGCCCAGCCGAACGAUAUUGACGAGUCUUUGACCGCGGCCGGUUUCAGCGAUGUUGUGGAAAGUGUUAUGUCCACUAUCCAAGAUUUGUUGAAUGAUGCCGAGCGUGUCCAGCAUAUUGAUGCGCCUAUGCCGUCCAAAGAGCGCAAGCUCGAUCUGCCCUCGAAGGAUACUCUGGGGAGCCGGCCUCUCAAGACACAAUGGACGGACGAUGAUAUCAGUCGAUCGAAGACUAUAUUGAGCGACUUGACGGCAUGUAUCGAUACUCUAUAUGACCUGUCCACUUCGCGCCGGACGAUGGCGUCCAGCAUGUCGAGCAAGCAUAGCAUGGCCGGCCGCCGAUCCAAAACCCACCCUCUUCCCUCCCACGAGAAAUCUUAUGGCUCCUUCUCCGCUUCAAAGGGGAAGAUUCACAGCCCAAAGCAAAUGUACGAACCUUUCACCUAUUCUCCCACGACCCCGAAACACGAUUAUAAUCACCAUCUCGUCAUCGAGCGAUCCGCCCUGCAACUAUACGGAGCGACCCACGAUAACAGCCCUCCACCAUAUGAGCCAAUUGCAGCUUCAUCAAACUCCCGUGUAGUGGGCCGCCUGAAGACAUCGGCAUGCUCGCUACUCAUGGGCUCCGUUAAGGAUUCACAUGUCUCGGUGUUGGUCGAGUUCAUGCCUAUGAUCGUGGAGUCCCAGGCGAACUCAAAGAGCUCACGACUGGAGAAGCUCCAGAACUCGCUGGACCAGUUACUCCAGAAUGCCAGAGUCGGCCACUUGGGCCUUCUGAGAUUCCUGGGUUACUGUGUCGAUGACCCUAAUGCCCGUUACGCCUUCUUAUACCAAAUGCCCGUCGAUUAUUUCCCUUUCCUCCAAAACCCCAGCGACCUGUUGAAAGAACUCAAGCCUAUACCUCUGGUUGCCCUACUUCCCUCGGCUGAGGACUACCGCGAGAAGCGGAUGCCUAAUCUGGAAACGCGUUUCCGGCUAGCCUACGACCUCAUGAUGUCUGUCUUGCACUUGAGAAGCCAGAAUGCCGUGCAUGGCAACAUCAACAGCAGCAAUGUCAUCUUCUUCCCUGGCCGAACCGAUGCUAGUAACGACGAGCGGGGCCUUGCCCCGGACAUGCGCCGCCCUUACUUGACUUCGCCAGCGCGCUUUUCUGGUGACGGACCUACCCCAGAGCCACUGUCUACAGCGAUGUAUCGGCAUCCCGAUGACAAGAGAUCCGUCGAAGAUGAAGCUGCCUGGGCUUAUGAUCUUUACUCGCUCGGUCUGGUCCUGCUGGAGAUCGGUCUGUGGGCUCCCAUUGGCCGCCUCUGGAAGAUGAAGUAUGAUCGCAACUGGUUCAAGCAUCGCGUCGAGGAUCUCUACGUGAAGAAGCUUGGACCAAAGUGUGGUACUGCAUAUCUCCAGGUUGUUCAGCUCUGCCUCGACGCUCCUAACUUCCACCUCUCGACCCAACCCAUGACCGACCUGAACCUCCGUGUGCCUCAGAUCUACCACUAUCCCGUUCUGGAUCUGUCCGACCCCGACGGGACAUUCUCUUUCUCGAUGAACUUCCUCUAUACCAUCUGCAAAGUUCUUUGGUCAUGUACCCGGAUUGAUAUCUUCUCGGCACCACCAGCCGAAGAACUGGACGAUAGCCUGCCCCUGGCACUUGUCCCAACCCCUGAACCGACCCCUGCCGAAGAGAUCGCCAAUCCCUAUACACUGACUCGUGAGCCGAUGAACUUGGACAAGCAGUUGCCGAGCACCCCGAAUGACCAAUGGGGCAUCGUUCCCGAGGAAAGAAGCUUGGAUAAGCCGGCCAAGAAACGGACUCUCAAGCGUCUCCCUCACCUCGAUAUCCCCGAUGAACAUCUCCAAGAAUGGAACUUCCAGAUGAUGCCCCGCCUCAGCCGCCUUCUACAGAAGAUUUUCAAAGAGUCCGACGAGUCUUGCAGUGCCAAUCUCAUGAUGACCGGCGAGUCUCCCGAGACCGCGAAAACCACAAUCUGCGUGACAUGUGCUAGCGUCAAGAAAGUUCGAUCGGCUUUGAAGAAGCACUUCCCUCUGGACCGUGACGACUGGGACCUCAUCGUCAUUCGCGGUGAUAUUGAGCGAUCGAAAGUCCCCCGAAACAAACGUCGCAGGCCUGCCAAGACUCGCCCAAACGGAUCGAACGAGACUCCUUUUCGUCAGCGUGAAUUGAACCCAUGCUAUCAACAGCGGCCUCUCUGCGGCGCAUCAAUCGGGGCCUUUCAGAACGAAGAACACCUACCUCCCGUCUCAUACGGUGGUGCCGUGCUCGUUGACGGCCAGCCGUACGGUCUGACCGUUCACCAUAUGCUCGAGGCGCCAAGUGAUGAUGAGGGCUCCGGAGAUGAUGAGCCCGAGGCGCCCUUGCGCUCUACGGGAAACUGGCCUCGGGACACUUCUCGAGAUGCCUCCAGCGUUUCCAAUCAGGAUUUCAUGUACUCGUGGCGCGAGGAUGAACCGUCCGAAGCAAAUCUCGACCUUGAAAUAUCGGAUUUGGAAGACGAUGAUGCAUCAUUCUCCCAAGGUGCCGAUGGCGGUAUCGACGAAUAUUGGUUGUCGGAGGAUGAAUCUUCGGAUGAGGAAUCUAUCGAGGGUGUCGAUGACGACGAUGACGAUGCUGCCUCGGUCGGCGAUACUGCUGGUAUCGAGCCGGGGGAAGAGCCGCGGCUGCUCGUCACGCAGCCAGCCAUUGAUGAUGUUCACGAGGACUUCUUUCCGUCCCCCGAAGACCGUGACGACGAACAUCUCGCUUCACACUCCCUUGGCUACGUCCACGCCUCCUCGGGUGUGAGGCGCUGGACGCGCAAGGGAAUCAAGCACGAGAUUGACUGGGCUCUCAUUAAAGUCGAUGAAAAUCGAAUGGAUCCUCGCAAUAUCAUCGUCGACACUACAACAACCCUCCCGGGUCGACCAGGGUAUGGACGGGGCCAACCGCAACCCAUUUUUCUCAACCAAGUCGCUCGUAUGGAGGAACUAGGUGGCUUGUUUGUGCACUGCUGUGGCCGCACCAGCGGACUACAGACGGGGCAGAUAUCCAAAGCGAUGACGUUGGUCAAGCUGCAUGGCCGACACUCUUUUUCAACGAGUUUUUGUGUCAACGGGAACUUUGGAGCCCCCGGUGACUCCGGCGCAUGGGUUUUCGAUAGAUCAACCGGCCGUGUCUGCGGCCACGUCCUCGCCUGGUCCGCCCGCUCCAACACAACAUACAUCUCCCCGAUGGAGGUCACCUUCGAAGACAUCGCCCGUACCCUCAACGCCUCCCUCGUCUCUCUCCCCGGCGACCCAUCCCGGGGCAUGGGCUACGUCGGCCUACCCUCUCCCCCUCAUCCCGGCGGAUACCGGUACCAGACCCAACAGCUACCAGGCGAUUUCAACCGUCUAGCUGUUGGAGGUAUCCCCCAAGGCCCGCCCGCUGUCCCUCCACAUCCCCUCGCCCACCCACAUGCUCAGCGCCAUGGAGGCGGCUUCAUGCGUCCUCCACCUCCACCUCCUCCGCCGCCUCGUCCGGGAUCCCAGGAACCACAUGUGUUUCGGGGCGUGAGUCCUAUCCCGCCGUCGUUGUUGACUGGAUCGAGGAAUAUUGAGAGGCAACUUGCGUAA
Molecule: messenger RNA, 3810 nt
Organism: Penicillium cataractarum
Lineage: Eukaryota; Fungi; Ascomycota; Eurotiomycetes; Eurotiales; Aspergillaceae
Exons: 2
Coding region: 1-3810 (1269 amino acids)
Biological process (GO): protein phosphorylation
Molecular function (GO): ATP binding; protein kinase activity
Source: RefSeq, a predicted model, not a curated record